This is a messenger RNA of Cephus cinctus (wheat stem sawfly), 1795 nucleotides long. Its product is annotated as adenylate kinase 8. Gene Ontology annotation, molecular function: ATP binding; AMP kinase activity. Bases 245 to 1747 code for a protein of 500 amino acids. Lineage: Eukaryota; Metazoa; Arthropoda; Insecta; Hymenoptera; Cephidae. The record is from RefSeq and is a predicted model, not a curated record. Gene Ontology annotation, cellular component: cytoplasm. Gene Ontology annotation, biological process: nucleobase-containing compound metabolic process. The transcript is spliced from 11 exons.
AAACCCGAUCUAUCGAACCGAUGCCAUGAGCUGCGUUCUCUCCGAAACAAAAACUUGAGGUAAAAUUCGGGGACUCAUUAUUGACGACACCGACAGCCAAUGAGCGCUUCGGAAAAGGGACAGCAAUGCUACAAUCGAAACUUCGAUGAAAACCUGACAUGAUGGUUUUUUAGAAAGAGGACCGAAUUUUAAAAUCCUGCACGAUAAUCUUUAUUAAUUUUCUUUGAAAUUUGAAAGAUUAAUAAUGUUGAGUACUGUGGAUGCCAUUAAGAGACCUCUUACGAUCCCAUUUCGAUUCAUCCCCUAUUUGGAAAAGCACAGAAUUAACGAGCUUUUUCACGAACUGGCAACACAAUUGCUCAUAAAAAAACCUACUGACCACAUUUUGUAUCUUAAGCAAUGCUUUCCUCAUGCAGCACGAAACCGUGACGUACCAAGGAUUAUUCUUCUGGCACCUCCAGGAUUUGAUAAAUUCUUCCUUGCCGAAUUUUUGAAGAAGGAACUAGGAGUUCGUCCAAUUAGUUUCAGCGACGUGCAGAAGGUCUCAUCUACAGAUAUACAAGCCUCGUGCGCAGAGGCUGAGUACCUUACGAAAAAUAUGAAAAAAAUGUUACGAUCCGGCUUGAUUCACUAUUCUGGUUGGAUUCUCUUCGACCUUCCAAGAAAUAAGGCAGAAGCACAAGCCAUGCAACGCGUUGGUAUUAUUCCGACACACGUAAUUGAAAUAAAAAUGAGCAAAGCACCAGAACUAGAAUGCAAGAGGGCGAAGAACGCCGUAAGAACCUUUGAGCCGCCCCUGAGAGGCUACUGUGAUCGCGCGGAAAGUGCGGAGCAACGACGCUACGUAAAGCGUCUACGAGGACUGCGCGAUGUCUACGCUGAUCUCCUGAUCGAAGUCGAUGGAAUCGAUAGAAACAUUAACGAUAUUGGUAAAAUUUGCGCGACUUUGGCCAGAAUAAGAAAACCCGUUGCUGCACCUUGUCAGUUUCGAGUGAUUCUCAUUGGCGCCAAUGGAUCCGAUCGCGAGACUUUGGCCAAGCAUGUCUCUGAGCGUUUCAACCUCGUGCAUCUGGAUUUUGCGUAUAUUUUGGAAGAAAGUCGUUCGCAAGACACCUCUCUGGGAAGAGCCUUAAGAAUAUUCGAACAUAAAUGGGGAAAGCGGCCAAAUGCCGAUAUGAGAAUUGAACUCGUUGAGAAGCGUAUACUCAGUUACGAGUGUACCAGGAGAGGAUGGAUUCUAACGGGUUAUCCGAUAACCGCCGAAGACUUUAAACUCUUGGACUUACUGUCGACACCGCCGAACAGAGUUAUUUUUCUCGAAGUAGAUUUGCUCACAUGUAGGGAAAGACUUUUGGGACGUCGAUACGACAUUCACACGGGCAGCACUCAUAAUAUUAUUCGAAAGUACGGAUGUAAGAAGAGUGACAGCCAUGACUUGGCUGUUCAUCCGAACGAUCGCCGAAGUCGAGUCGAGGAAGACAUUCGCGAAUACCAAGAGAACUUGAUUCCCUUGAUGGAGUAUGCAGGGAAAACGGGUACAGUCAUUGACGGAAAUGGGGACGAGAGGAUUGUGCGGGAGAAACUGGAGGCUUGUCUGGUAAGUGCAGCGCCCUGUGCUUCCCCGAGGAUUCGAAAACCAUCUUUCUCAUUGGAACCGGAUAAAAUCGAAUUUGAUCCCGAUGACGAGCCCGAUCCACGAAUUUUUAACGAAAUACGUGAAAAGGAAACGACUUUGUCUCUAGUCUGAAUAUAAUUAUGAAGGUCUAAGAAUAAGCUUUCAAAGAUAAAGCUUAAA